AUGCCUCAAGCUCUCACCAUUCGCAAGGUUGACGGUAAGCCCGGUGAGGUAUACUACCCGCUACAGCUCAAUGAUGUCCCUAAGCCAACUCCCGGCCCCGGAGAGGUGCUCGUGCGCAUCCACUCCGCUGCCCUAAACCACCGCGAUCACUGGAUCCGCAAGGCCCAGUACCCCGCCAUAUCCUUCACCGCCCCCAUGUUCGCCGACGGCUUCGGCACCGUCGUUGCCGUCGGCGACUCUUCCUCCCACCCGGAGCUCCUGAACAAGACCGUCAUCUUGUCCCCCAGCCACGGCUGGAUCUCCCAACCCGAGGGGCCCGAGGACCCCAGGAACUACGCGAUCCUGGGCUCUUGCAAGCUCAGCCCCGUCGGCAUGGCCCAGGACUACGUCCUCGUCACCAAGACCGGCAACGCCGAAAAAGGCCGAAAUAUCCUCAUCACCGGAAUCGGCGGCGGUGUCGCCUUGGCCGCCCUGCAGUUCGCCGUCGCCAAGGGCUGCAACGUCUACGUCACCUCGGGCAGCCCCGACAAGAUCGAGAGCGCCAAGAAGCUGGGCGCCGUGGCUGGCGUCUCGUACAAGGCUGAAAAGUGGGACAAGGACCUCGUCGCCCUCCUCCCCGCUGACCGGCCCUUCAUCGACGCCGUGGUGGACGGAGCCGGCGGCGACAUUAUCCGCCGCGCCGGUACCUUCCUUAAGCCCGGUGGCGUCAUUGCUCAGUACGGCAUGACGGUCUCUCCCAAGAUGGAGUGGUCCAUGGCGGCGGUCCUGAAGAACAUUGAGCUCAAGGGCAGCACCAUGGGCUCUCGGAAGGAGUUUCUCGAAAUGGUCCAGUUCGUGCGCGAGAGCGGCGUGAGGCCCGUGGUGAGCAAGGUGGCAAAGGGGCUGAACAACCUCGAGGGCGUCGAGGGCCUGUUUAAGGAUAUGGCCGAGGGCAAGCAGUUUGGGAAGUUGGUGCUAGAAAUAUCUCCAGUUGGUGAGUCGUCCAAGUUGUAA
This is a messenger RNA of Parascedosporium putredinis, 993 nucleotides long. The record is from the annotation of a GenBank genome assembly. Lineage: Eukaryota; Fungi; Ascomycota; Sordariomycetes; Microascales; Microascaceae.